AUGGCCAUUUGGCGAUCCAGCAAAGCUCAUCGAGUCCGAUUUAAAACUUCCUCCUCGAUAACUGCGAUAUUCGCAUUUUUCUUUCUUUUCUUCUUCUUCAUCUGCUCUCUCGCCUUCUCUUUCUCUCUCUCACUCACACACACACUCUCUCUCUCUCUUUUUUACACUUUCCACGCUGCUGGAUGGCGGAUGGUUAAACAGCCCAAGGCUUCUGCCUCCGCUUCCGCUCUCCGAUUUCCGAUUGACAAGCCAUUACCAACAGAGCAGCGGCAGCGGAAAAAAGGACAAAGAUUAAGAAGAAAAAAAACAAAAACAAAAUUAUCCGAAGGCGGGCAUCUCCGAAGAGGUGGCGAAACAAUCGAAGUUCCUAAAGCGAUUGUUUCGUUUCGAUCUCUUCGAUGGAUGAAGAUUGAUUCCAAAGCACCCUUUCUUGUCGUCUCCAUUCUCUCCUGUCUACUUCCUGCUCCUCUGAAAGAGGCACUUCGACUUCUGAUAUCUGGUAAAGGAGAAUGA
Molecule: messenger RNA, 513 nt
Organism: Trichophyton verrucosum HKI 0517
Lineage: Eukaryota; Fungi; Ascomycota; Eurotiomycetes; Onygenales; Arthrodermataceae
Exons: 2
Coding region: 1-513 (170 amino acids)
Source: RefSeq, a predicted model, not a curated record